UUCCCUCCAAUUUCGAUUACGCCGGCCAGCCAGAGUGGUCCGCUUACGAUAUGUCCCCCCAAACCGCCGGGCCCUCGUCCUGGGGGUCCGCGUUCGCGUCGAUCGGCGAGUCUGACCAGGGCAUCAGCCCCGAUGUCACGCCCGAGGCGACCCCAGCGACUCCUGCGCCUAUCGACCAGAUCCCCGUGCGGCAGCGGACGAUGUCGAAUGCGUCGGUGCGCUCCACCCGCUCGCUCUCGGCGCUCUCGCUCUCCAAGGUGAAGGUGAAGUUCGCGGGCGCGAAGAGCCCGGGGAACAUCGCGCGCAAGCUGCGUUUGAAGAGGGGGGAGUCGACCCCUGACGCGACGGACCUCACCACCCCUUCGCAGACCCCCGUUAUUGACACAGACCUCCCGGGCGCGAUAGAGAUCGGGCGGGGCAGCUGUUUCCUGCCGUGGGCACGCGACCUCAAAGCCCGUAGCAUCCCUCCGCAGGGCACCUUGGUGGAUAUUGACGUCGGUCUGUCUAGUCCCAUUACCCCGCUCUCCCCGAUCUACCGCGUCGGACCGCCGUCCGAGCUCGCAAUCCUUCGUGCAAAGGGACGUUCCUACUCUUCACCGUUCCCUCUAUCGUCUUCUUCCCCGCUCGACAUCGUUCCCGUGACGCCGACUGACAUCUCAGAAGCCAUCCAAAUUGAAGUACCUAACUACUUUGACGAAUACCUGCCGCGCGAAUUGAAGUUGCAGGUCUUGGCGGCCCUCGUCGAGCUCCAUGAGGAGGAGCACCAGCGGCUGGUCACGAGCGAUCGUUGGACGGCGCGCAAGGCCGGACGAAAUAGGUGGGUCGGCGCCGAGAAGGGCAUCGUAGAGCUUCUCAAGUUGAGCAGGGUGUCCAAGGCCUGGCGGAGCCUCAUCUUCGAUGGGCAACUCUGGUCGCGGCUUCCGAAGCUCCCGCCCGCCGCACUGGCACGCCUGUGCAAGGACGCGGGCGGGUUCGUGAAGCAGCUCGAGCUCGCGGGGAUGCCGGUCCUUACGUCGGACAUGCUUACCGACAUGACGGAGGGCCUCUGUAUCGAGGCGGCGUAUCCUGGCGAUCUCCCCCAUACGCGCAUCACGACGAUUAACCUCCAGGGAUGCACGAUACUCUCUACUCGGUCUUUGCACCACCUUCUCAUUCGCUCACCUUCGCUGGAGACGCUGCUGGUGAAAGGAAUCGCAGCGGUGACCAAUACCACGUGCACGAUCCUGGCGACGUACUGCCCCAAGCUCGUUGAGCUCGACAUGAGCAGGUGCAGCAACCUUGACGGAGAAGGCAUCCGGUCUCUGGCAUCCUCCACGCUCCUGCGCGGCGAAACCUUGCGGCUCAAGGUCCUGCGCCUGAGCGGACUGAAGCGGGUCACAGACGAGAUGAUGCAACGUCUAGGCAAGGCCGCCCCCGACCUGGAGGUUCUGGACCUCAGCUACGCGCGGCACCUCCACAACUCCGCCAUUGACGCCUUCGUGUCCCUCACAGAGAACGAGGCGAAGGAGGUCGACUCUGUAGAGCUGACCGCGCGCGAGGCGGGCCGCGACCCUACCGACCCGUCGAAGUACUGGAAGCGCGUGACGCGCCUCCGCCAUCUCGCGCUCUCCUCCUGCCUCAUGCUCACGGACCACGCCUGCACGAACCUCGCGUUCGCCGUCCCGAAGCUCGAGUUCCUCGAGCUCGCGGGCAUCGGCGCGGACCUCCGCGACACGGGCCUCGUGCACCUCCUCGGGACGACGCCGAAUAUCCGCCGGCUCGACCUCGAGGACGCCCGCGAGAUCUCGAACGCGGUCCUCGCCGCGCUGACCCCACUCGAUGCGAAUCCCGCCCCGGCGCCCGCUCGACGUGGUCAGCCAGCGCCCCCGCCGCAGACGGGCCACGCGCUGGAGCAGCUCGUCGUGUCCUACGCGGAAAACCUGACGAACGACGCGUUGCUCGCCCUCGUCCGGGGAUGCCCCCGGCUACACGUGCUCGAAGCCGACAACACACGCAUGAACAGCGCCGUUGUGCGCGAGUUCGUCGCCCUCUCCCGGAAGCGCGCACAUAAUGACCCGUACAUCGGCGCGAUCGACUGCCGCGCGGUCGGCGAGCUCGCGGUGCGCGACGUCGUGGGGCAGACACGGCCGCGGCGCGGGUGGCGCGCAUGGGACGCACGCCGGCUCGCGUUCCUCGACGCGCGCGACGGGGAGGCGUUGGGCGUCGGCCAGGACGAGUGCGACCCACGCAGAGUCGUGCUCAAGACGUUCUACUCGUGGCAGACGGUCGACGCUGUGCGGGCUGCGCGCGAGAAGCGGCGCAAGACUGCGCGUAGGUCUGCGAAUAGCUCGGCGAGCAGCGGGGCGGCUGCGGACGUGGAAUCGGGUGGGGGGCGCACCCGUUGGUGGACUCCGAGUGGGCGAAGGUCUGGGCCUGGUUCGCCGCUCGCGAUUGACGGCGGGGAGGGGCGCGAUGGGUGUACCAUCAUGUAGGUCGAAGGGGAACAUAGACUGGUAGGAGGAAGGUAGGCGGGAACCGCCAUGUCUCGCGCUCGGAAUCGUUCGCGAGUGACUGUAUAUUAUGCUCUCCCGGAUCUGUUGUACUCUGAUUGUACAGUAUCUGUACGUGACUUUUUUCCCCUGCUCAGGCUCCAGAUGUAAAGAUCGUUAGAUUUCGGCCACACCAUUGUAGGAUAGUGGACUUGUUGUCAUAUUACAAUAUGAAUGUACUGGGGGUGUACGAAGGCGCUGUACGAGUAGCUUAUGAGCCGUGUAACAUAUGCAUUAUCCUGGAAUUCGUCGAAGUCGCCCGGAUACACGAGCGCAGGAACUAGGACAGGACGCGUAAUGUACAGGAGCGAGUCUCAUGAAGACUUUCUGGGCUUCUUUUUCGUCUUCUUCCUAUUGCUCUUGUCUUUCUUCGCUGAGCUAGGAGUGGAAGUGGGCGUGUUGCUUCCUGAAACCACUACACCUAUCGGGACGUCGUCGCCUUCUGUCGCCACAGAGGCUUGCUUUUUCUUCUUUGGCGAUUUUGUGGCCUUGGUAUCUUGGCUGUCUCCGUAACCAGCAAACGGGUCCACUGCGGGUCGUCUCCGCUUUUUGGCACUGGCGGCCUCAACACUGUCAGUCGCCUCUGUCGCACGGCCCUUGCCCUUGUCCUUCGGGCUCUUCGCCUCCGGCACGUCCUCAUCCCCUCCACCGUCCUCGCCAUCUCCAAACACCUCCAGCUCGUCCGCGUCCGCGUCACUCCCCUGCUCCGCAAGCUGCUGCUCGUACUCCGCCCGUGCUCGCAUCUUGCUCGUAACUUUCACAGGGAUGGCUGCGGCAGGGGCUGUAGUGGCCGAAGGGGCGCCGCCGUCCGCGUUAAAGCGAAUGUGCGAGGGCCCUUCGUUAUCUCCUGGGGGCCGCUGGAACCGCACUUGCGCAAUAGCGUGUUUGAUGAAACGAUUGGCUGCGGCCUUGUCGACGGCAGUUUUCCUCUUCUCUGGGUCCUCCGCGUUCUUGAUCUUGUCAAAGUAUUGUCUGACACGGUCGAGUUCAGCCACCACAGGGUGCGUCUUUGGGUCAAUACCCCGCGUUUUCAGAUAGAUGAAGACGAGGUCAUAUACAAGAUAGGGUAAUGCGACAUUUAGCUUGACUUGUUGGAUCGUCUCUAGAGGUAGCAAGGACUCCGGAAGUGUUUGCGCAAGCAGCGGCUCUAGUCUCUC
Trametes versicolor FP-101664 SS1 is the source of this 3685-nucleotide messenger RNA. Its product is annotated as RNI-like protein. Gene Ontology annotation, biological process: SCF-dependent proteasomal ubiquitin-dependent protein catabolic process. Gene Ontology annotation, cellular component: SCF ubiquitin ligase complex. The coding region runs from base 51 to 2471 and encodes 806 amino acids. The transcript has 6 exons. Gene Ontology annotation, molecular function: protein binding. NCBI's taxonomy places the organism in Eukaryota, Fungi, Basidiomycota, Agaricomycetes, Polyporales, Polyporaceae. The record is from RefSeq and is a predicted model, not a curated record.